AUGGCCAGUGAGAGUUUGAAAGUGGUGGGCGAGACACAUUGCAAGGCAUGGCUGCAACAAGCUUUCGAACCCGAAAACGAGUCUUUGCCGUGCACCAAGUUCUUGAUGGAUGUCAAGGCCACGGUUCGGCGGUGCCUGCUGCAGCAGCCUAUUGAUUUCAAUGAAGAUAUGUCGUUGUUUUUGGAAGACGAUAAUUGGAGCGUGGAUGAGAAUGAAGACACAGUCGAACCCCUAGCUAACAACCCAUUUGACUUGGCCAACGCCAUAUCCCAAACCCUUUCUCGGCUUCAAGUCCCCUCCCACGCUCAUCAAGACAUGAUUGACACGAUCAUAUUGCCCGAAGCUUUUAAGGCCGCAAGGGAGCAUUGUGGGGCGCCCAAGGUUCUGCGUAUCGCGGUGCGCGUCGAUGUUUAUGUUGCUGAGAAGAAUUACAUGGAGGAGGGGUUUGGGGGCACGGAUGUUUUGGAGGUUGAGGAUGACGGUAGUGAUCAGCCUGCAUUUGUGCCUGCGAGUAGGGCGUUCAUUGAGAAGUUGGAGAAGGCUAGAGUCGAACUCUCGACAAUGUGUUCGAUUUGCAUGGAGGAUAUUGUAGUUGGUUCCGAGGCGAAUCGAAUGCCGUGUUCACAUUUUUACCAUGAGGGUUGCAUUGUGGAGUGGCUGCAGAAAAGUAGGUUUUGCCCGUUGUGCCGGUAUUCCCUGCCUGCUGAUCAUGAUUGA
Molecule: messenger RNA, 717 nt
Organism: Prunus persica (peach)
Lineage: Eukaryota; Viridiplantae; Streptophyta; Magnoliopsida; Rosales; Rosaceae
Exons: 1
Coding region: 1-717 (238 amino acids)
Biological process (GO): protein ubiquitination
Cellular component (GO): cytoplasm
Molecular function (GO): ubiquitin protein ligase activity
Source: RefSeq, a predicted model, not a curated record